CUCCGCUUCCCCCAGAAAGACGCACACAAGUCGGCUCCUCAACACCUCCGGACCUGCAGGAGACGGACGGCAAUGGCGACCGGUGACAGCCAGGCAACUUUUGACUCAUGGCUCAACCAAGCCACAGACCCAAACAAUCAGGAGGACAGAUGGGACUGCAUUCAAGGCUUCUACCAGCUCGUCAAUCAGGAGACUGAUGGUCCACAGGUAGCUGUUCGCCUUCUUGCCCAUAAAAUUCAGUCACCACAGGAGAAAGAGGCUCUGCAGGCUCUCACUGUUCUCGAGGCAUGUAUGAACAACUGUGGGAAGAGGUUUCACAAAGAGGCCGCCAAGUUUCGCUUUCUCAAUGAGCUUAUCAAACUCCUAACACCAAAGUACUUUGGCGCGUGGACUCCACAGAAGGUCAAAGACAGAGUGACGGAGGUCCUCUACGGCUGGACUCUUUGGCUUAAAGAGGAACCCAAGAUUCAGGAGGCCUACAGCAUGCUCAAGAAACAAGGUAUUGUGAAGAAAGACCCUAAACUAACAGACACAAUCAUAAUGGCACCUCCAGCACAAAGAACCACAGAUUCUGUUUUUGACCAGGAGGACAAGGCCAAGCUGUUAGCCAGACUAUUGAAAAGCGGCCGUCCUGAAGACCUGGAGACUGCCAACAGGCUCAUUAAAAGCACCAUCAAAGAGGAGCAAGAGAAGGCAGAGAAAUUGUCAAAGCGUGAAUCUACUCUGCAGGAGGUGGAGAGCAGCACCAAACAGCUCAGAGAGCUGCUGGACCAGCACACGAUCACUGGAACCUUGCUACAGCCGAGUGAUGACGAGAAGGCCCUGUUCGAGCGCUGCGAUCGGCUGAGGCCCAGCUUGUUCCGCCUGGCCAGUGACACGAUGGACGACGACGCAGCUCUGGCACAGAUCCUGGCAGCUAACGACGAGCUUACAUUUGUAGUAAACACCUACAAAGACCGGGUGGGGAAGACAGAGUGUAACGGUGGAAGAGAGAGAAGCAGGAGUGAGGAAGAAAUGGAGGGUCAAAACAACGCUCCAAAAAGUCCCAGAGAGAUUAAAAGCUACCACCUCAUCGACCUGUCAGCACUGGACUCUCCACAGACACAGAGAAAAGCCGAUUCACCACUGUUCUUUGAAUCCUCUCUCCUGGAAAGUACCUUCCACUCAGUGGCUGAACAGGACUUAAAUGAAUUAGAGUUUGAUAACCUGGUCUCAAAACAGACUCAAGAGACGUCGAGGUCGUAUUAUGAAGAUCUGCUGCAGCUUAAUGGAGAGUUUCAGACAAGGAACGCUGAGCAGAAUGGAGGGAGAGACUUUGUGUUGAGAGCCCGUGGAUGUGGGGGCAGCAGCACUACAUCUAAUGGGACUAACAUCUGGUCGCUCCCUCACAAUCAGCGCUUCACAGAGUCAGGAUCACUGUCCGAAGCACACAAACAGCUCGGUGAUGUGUCGGGAUCUCCAGUUAAACUAGAGGAGAGCUCGUGUCCCCCGCAACUACUGAAGAACAUCUUUGUUCCAGUGGAGACCAUCAAAUCCAGUAACCUUGAGCCGAUCACUUUAUACGAUCAGGGCGGCGUCCACGUUUCCCUCCAUUUUGCAAAAGAUUCUCCGCCGGGUCAUCCAGGCAUCGCUGUGGUCGUCAUCUCCACAGUUAACACAUCUGCCCUUGGUGUGAAAGACUUCCUGUUUCAAGCUGCUGUUCCAAAGACCAUGUCAGUGAAACUUCAGCCUGCCUCGGGGACACACCUACCUCCUUACAACCCUCUCCUGCCUCCACCUGCCAUCUCCCAGGUCAUCCUGUUGGCUAACCCUCAGAAACGAAACAUGCGUUUACGCUUCAAGUUGACACUGACACACGGGGACCGACAGCUGAAUGAGAACGGAGAGAUUGACAACUUCCCUGACUGGACGUCUUUGAUCGGCCACUAAAAAAACUUCAGAGACUUGGACUAAAAAACAAAAAGCUCUGGACCUGGAAUCUAGAAUCUGAAAGCUGAGCGAGCAAAGUGAAGAAAAACUGCGACCACGUCUGCAGUCGAUCCUCGUGGUAAACAAACACAACAAAUAUCCAGUCUGUGUUUUCAGAAAAGUUUUAUGAAUAAAACACCAAUAGCAACUGUGAUGCAUCAAUGACAAAAUAAUAUCAGAAAGAUUUAUUUCACUCUAAAAGGGUGAGUAAGACUCUUAUUUCUCACAUAAAAAUGUUUUGGGUGGGUUCGGUACAUCCCUGAUUGUACCUGUUCAGGUAUUCACUGUUCUGCUGUUUGUGCCGCUGCUGCUGUCGUUAAAGCCCAGUGUGAUAAUACAGUGUGUUUACUGUGUAUGCUGACAAGUAGCUGGUGUCUACGUAUGAAAAGUGCUAUUUAUUUGCUGUUGUGCAUUUGUGAUGUUCAAAGUUCCCAAACAGCCUUAAGAUGUAAAAUGCUGUGCUUUUGUUUUGUAUUUAUUUUAAGAAUGGGUUGAGAAUGUGUGAGAGACCUUCAUAGAUUUGUAUAUGUGGGCGAUUUGCUGCACUUGCUUUUUUGCUUUAGGUUGUAAAAGUAAAGACUUAAAGAUUUAAAAACCGAAAACAGGAACAGAUGAAGAACAGAUCUUCGAGUGUUAUCAAGUGAUAAUAUUGCUGGUGCUGCAGUUGCAAAGACAACUGAAUUGUGUUCUUUCCUCAGAGCAUAGCAACUACCAGUUUCCACGCCACUUCCAAACCACUUCGGUUGUUCCACUGUACGUUGUCUCCUCCACUGUGAUUAGUCACUCCGAGGGACUUAAAUUUCUACUCUUAAGUUACUGGGGAUAGCUGCUGAUAGCUACUAGGGGAAACAAAGGCACUGUCCUCUUCCUGUUUUCACAAUGGCUGAUGCAUUUUUUUUGUGCCAUAAAUCGAGCCCUCAUUUUCCUGGGACAGAACUGCAUAGCGAAGCUGAGGUUUAUAGGGAACCAAUCUAAACGCAGAUGGUGUCAUUACCCUACAGCCAUUACACUGUGACUUGUCUGUGUUAACUUUAUGCUCAAGCAAGUCAAGAAAUUUCUCAACCUGACAGCAUGUGGCAGUGGCAGCAUAAAGAAAUGUGCUACAAGUACAUGAAACAAGCAAAGAAAGACAAGCUGCGACUUCAGCACAGUAUGAAUUUGUGUAGGACAGAAAAACCUGAUGAAUUACAUCAACUACACAAUAAAGAUGUAUAAAAAUAAUGUUAGUUUUAACACUGUGAAGACACCGGCUUCACCUAUGCCUUUUAGUGUUUAAUCAUUAGAUUCAGUUUGCCAAAUAAUUUCCUGUUUGAAGGUUUACAUGUCAUUAUGUACUGGGAGGAAGUGGGGGCUCUUAUUGUGAAGAAACAGGAAGUGUUGUUGCGCACAAAGCAUGUUUUGAACACGACAAUUGCCGAUGAAGUAAGUGUUGAAAAACUUCAACAGGUUGUCUUUGUUGAUUGUGUUUUUUCACAAUAAGAGCCCCUACUUCCUCCCAGUGCACGAUGCCAACACUCAAACAGGAAGUUACAUGACCACUUGAGUCUAAUGCAACCUGUCUGGAAAUAUUUUAAGCAUAUUAACAUAUACAUGAUGUCUGUUUUGUCAAAGUGGUAAAGCUCAUUUCUUUGUCUGCUUGUGUUUUCUAAGUUUCAGUGUCUUGAUCUCUCUCAGCCGCUGUAGUUUUCAGACUGUCGUUAACUCUUUCUUACUCACUGUGAAGUUCAUAUGAACAGUGUUCUCUGAUCAGCUGUUUUAUAGGGUGAAGCUUUAUAACUUGAGCCCAGAGCAACAGAUUUACAAAAGUUCAAAACAGGCUGCAUAGUCAGUUUGUCAGAAUAUUUUUGGAUGACUUAAGGUCAGUGUGAAUGUUUCUUUGAAUGCUUGUCUAUUGUCUGUCAGUCCAACUGUGUGCUGCUCUGCUGCAUGUCAUCAAUAAAUACUGUGUGUAACAGUGUACAACAAAGCUCAAAUUCUGUCUCACCAAAUCAGGGAAAAAGGUCUUUAUGUCAGUAUGAUCACCCUGAAAUCUGAUUGUACAUCAUUAUAUUAUUACAGUUCCAUCUGAGGUGACACUGUUACAGUCUGACAUGUUGUUUAAGUGCUGAAUAAAAGAGAGAAACUCUUCAGACACAA
Molecule: messenger RNA, 4104 nt
Organism: Epinephelus lanceolatus (giant grouper)
Lineage: Eukaryota; Metazoa; Chordata; Actinopteri; Perciformes; Serranidae
Product: ADP-ribosylation factor-binding protein GGA2-like
Biological process (GO): intracellular protein transport; Golgi to plasma membrane transport; protein localization to cell surface
Cellular component (GO): trans-Golgi network
Molecular function (GO): phosphatidylinositol binding; ubiquitin binding; small GTPase binding
Source: RefSeq, a predicted model, not a curated record